CCAACGUUCACGUGUCCACUCAGUUUCUCACCAGAUGCCAGUGGAAGUUGCGGCCGCUAGGUUGGCAGCAGCAUCGCCCGUCCCGAAGCGAGGUGGUCGUAGUUCCGCCGGGCGACCGCCAGAUAGCAGCACGGGGCGGCGUGCGGGAAUCAAAGCAGUCGCGUGCGCUGCAGGGGCCAGCUGUCACACCUGGCGGUCGGCUGCAUCUCCCUGGCUUGCACGUACGAGCACAGCUGGCGUGUCGCGAACAACGUUCGGAUUCGAAAUUUUAAAUAUGCAUACGUGUGUGUACUGGCGUAGUGCGAGCCAUGCAAGUGCAUGGCAGUGAUACUUUUCGGAAAGUUAAAGUGACCACGGUUGACAGUUUCGUGUGUGUGUUUGGUGUUGACAGUUGCACGGAAACAACACAUGUUUGUAUUGUUGCUGGCAUUUAAUUUGACUUCCGGGAAAAUAGACUCAACUGAAAAACUACGUACCACGCGUAUAACGGUGGCAAAAUAAAAAAGGUGCGUUCAGUUUUACGUGUAUUAAUAUUGCUUUUAUUUAUGUUAACAUUAAUGAAUGUUAAUUAGCUUAGCGCUAGGUAUUGUGUGUGUUUUUUUUAAACAAACUUUUUAAACUGCCUUGCUAAGAUUUUGUAUUUUAAAUGAUGAAGUGAUUCACUAGCCAUAACCUUAAAUGUUGGAGGAAGUUUGAAUUCUGAAGGGGAAAAAAUCAACUAUGCAUUGGAGCAAUGAAUAUCUUCAUCUCUGAAGAACGGAUUCUUCUCAUCUGAAUAUUCUUCGGUGAAGAAUCUGGUGGGCUCGCGGCCAUGCCGGCGCCGCGCCCGUGAUGACGUCGCUGCAGCAGAAGAGGCCGGCCGGCCGCCACCCCGCCCCCCCGCACGAGCCCACCGCCGCCCCCGGCACCGCCGCCAAGGGGCUGCUCAACGCCCCCGGCCAGAACAACUGCUUCCUCAACAGCGCCGUGCAGGUGCUGUGGCAUCUGGACAUCUUCCGCCGCAGCUUCCGGGAGCUGACCGGACAUGCCUGCAUGGCCGACUCCUGCAUCUUCUGCGCCCUCAAGGAGCUGUUUGCGCAGCUGCAGUUCAGCCAGGAGAGCGCGCUGCCGCCCGACGCCUUGCGCCGCGCCCUGGCGGAGUCCUUCUUCGACCAGCAGCGCUUCCAGCUGGGCUUCAUGGACGACGCGGCCGAGUGCUUUGAGAACAUCCUGCUGCGCAUCCACCUGCACAUCGCGAGCGGCGAGGCCGAGGACAUGUGCAGCGCGCGCCAGUGCAUCCCACACCAGAAGUUCGCCAUGACGCUGGUGGAGCAGAGCGUGUGCGGGGCCUGUGGGGCCACGUCCGAGCCGCUGCCGUUCACCCAGAUGGUGCACUACGUGUCUGCCUCCGCCCUGACUGCCCAGGCUCGCCAGAACCCCGAUCAGUUUGGCCAACUUCUCAGGAAAGCUGGAGGGAUGGGAGACAUCCGGGACUGCCCGAGUGCCUGCGGGGCCAAGAUCCAGAUCUGCCGCGCGCUGAUGAACCGGCCGGAGAUCGUGUCGGUGGGCGUGGUGUGGGACUCGGAGCGGCCGACGCUGGAGCACAUCAUGGACGUGUUCGCGACGGUGGGCACGUCCCUGCGGCUGUCGGACGUGUUCCACAGCGUGGUGGACCACCGCUGGGCCGCCGCCACCACGCACCAGCUCGUGGGCGUGGUCACCUACUACGGCAAGCACUACUCCACGUUCUUCUUCCACACCAAGCUGCAGGUGUGGAUUUACUUUGACGAUGCCACUGUGCGCGAAGUCGGUCCUCGCUGGGAGCAAGUGGUGGAGAAGUGCCGCAGGGGCCACUACCAGCCGCUGCUGCUGCUGUACGCCGUGCAAGGAGGUUCGCAAGUGGCGUCGGACACGGCGGCCAAGUCCUCCGCGCCGAGGGAGCACGGCCAGGAGUUCCCCUCCAAGCCCAACCUGCCGGCCGAGAAGACGCAGCCGUCGUCGUGGCAACAGCAGCUGCUGCGGCCGGGCGACAAGGCGACCGACUUCCUCCGCUCCCAGCGCCCGGAGCCGGGGUUCCCGGCGGAGAGGGCCCGCUACCCCGGCGAGGCACGCCGCUCCGUGACCCCGAGCCCGGAGAAGAACGGCGGCGGCGGGCACGGCUCUUUCACGCGCCGCGCCAUCACGCCCAACCCCGACCACUACGGGCACCGGCGCGAGGCGCCCGAGGGGGCGGAGGGCUCCCUCGCCGACCCCUGCUCGCUGCCCCGGGCGUACGGCGACUACCAGAACCUGCGGAGCAUCCAGGACGCCAUCUUCGGCGGCGCCGCGGACCGGCCGGAGGGGGGCGAGCCCGGCUACAUCAGCCGGCGCGCCGUCGAGAGCGUGCUGAGCUUCCAGCAGAAGAAGCAGGCGGGCGACGGCAUCGCGGUGCCGGACCGCCUGAACGUGCCUCGCCGCAGGGACUCGGGCAACUGGAGCGGUGACCGCAACAGCGCCAGCUCGUCGUCUUCCACCUCCACGUCCACGGAGAACCCCUACAUGUUCAUCCCGAGCAAGCCCCGCCCCAAGGGCCCCUGUGACGGCGGCUACGACUCGUACUCCCUGUCCUCCAACGACAGUCUGCCUCUGCAGCAGGGCCUGAAGCACAACCUGCAGCAGCUGGCGCAGAUCCCGGAGGGCACGCCCGACGACUGCGAGCGGAUGUGCCAGGAGGCGGACCGCCUGCUGGAGAAGUGCCGGGCGCUGGAGGAGACCUCGGACUUCCAGGCCGCGCUGGUGAUGUGCUACGCGGCGGUGGGCAUCGCGCGCGCCGCCAUGGACGCCCCCUACAACAACCCCCGCACCCUGGCGUUCGCGCAGAUGAAGCACAACUCCUGCGUCAUGAAGGCGCGCAGCCUCAACAGGCACCUCAUGCACGAGAAGGCAGCGCACGGCUCCUCCAGCAAGGACGGAGCUGGCCUGGAGAUCAGACAUUCCAGAGAAGGAAGUCGCAGCUCGCAACAUUCUCGACAGGGGUCCAGGGAGUCUCGGCAGAGUUUCGACAAACUGCCUGGAGAGAAACCAUCGAAAGUGAUCGAAAUCUACGCGACCCUACCGAAGAAAAAAGCCGGCAGCUCCAAACCAGGGAAGGAAGAAGCUGAUUAUUUAUCUCAUGAGAGGCAAGCCAGAGAUCUUCUUCCAGGUUUUGGCCGCAAGAGAGAUGACGAAAAGCGAGCCCGCAGUGAAGAGCGGAGGAACAAGAGCUAUUCUGUUCACACUCUGCCCAAGGAAAAUGCAGCAAAGAUCAAUGAAAAAUCUGUGAAAAAAGAAAAUGAUAAAUUUACUGAGGAAAUAACAAAGAAACCUACUGCCGGGGAAGUGAAACCAGGGAAAAAGCAGCACAAGAUUCGUAGAAAAUUAUUAAUGGGGGGGUUGAUUCGUCGCAAGAACCGAUCGAUGCCAGACCUCAGAGAAGGGCAAGACGUGGCCAUGGAAGGCAAAAACGGUUCAAAAUUAGAAACGAAAGAUGCAUCAGUGCCUCUGAAAGCCACGCAGGACGAUAGUAGCGUGGGUGUGAAAGGCUCGAGCAAAACACCUGCCGGUCAGUUAAGUGGCUAUUUGUCGGAGGGGCAUCUCGAAUACUCGGGAAGCGGAAAUCCAAACCUGGAACGGAGCAAGCUAAUGAGGAAAAGUUUCCACGGAAGUGUGGGCAAAGUGUUGCACAUUGCCAAAGUCCCGCCGCCUCCUCCUCUUCGUACGACUUCCCAGCUCUCUGCCAAGGCCGGCGCAGAGAAGAACGACGCGUACUUCGACCAGCAGCGACCGACGAACAAGGACUACAGCGAGGGGAUCCAAGCUCGGUCGCAGCAGCCGGUGGUCGAAACUACCGCGAGUCACGGUGCCAAAACAUUCUGUAACGGAGGUGUGGAGCCCACCUCGCUGCCCUACAUGCCGACGUACAGUGUGAGUGUGGCCAAGGGCGACAACAGGUACCACGGCGAGGUGGUGACGUACGGAAGUGCAAGCUCUCAGUGCGAUAAGUAUCACGGGGACGUGGUUAUGUACGGUGGAACCCUGUGGGACAACAGAGCGCAUUAUAGCAGACUCGUCACGCAGGCGGAAGUGCACAGAGAGCGGGAUAGCAGUGUCUCGCCCAUCCUCAACAUUCCCCCCAUCACCACUUUGCUGCCUCCGCAAGACUCUGUGGAUGUGGUCGACGGACUGUGCAAGGAGUCCAUCUCCCCGGCGAACUCUCUGGUGUCUCUGACCCUGCCACCCUACCCCAGUCCCCCGGGCUCCGUGUCGCACUCUCGCCAAGCCAGCGAGGAGUUCCCUCCGCCCCCGCCGCCCCUGGGGGCCUGCGUCGCUGGCGAGGAUGCGCUCCGUGCCUCCCCGACGCCGCAGCUGCCCCCCGGGGGGAGCAGCCUGCUGGUGCAGUUGCAGCGCAAGAGGCAGGAGAUCCUGAGCAAGGGUGAGGGCGUGAACCGAGGUGCAGAGCCGAGGACUUCCAGCGGGAAGACGGGAGAGGAAUUCCUGAAGGAGCUUCAAGCAAAGCAGGCGGAGCGAAAGCUGAAAAGACUGCAAAAUGAGCAAUCGAGUGAUGGCGGUGGUAGACUUCUACAAGAAGCUGGUGCAGGUGGUGCGUUAGUCGAUGGGAAGUCAUCAUCUGUGAAAGACUUGGCAUCAAAAUUCGAAAGUAUCAGGAUUCAUACAGCUUCGCCAAAGUUCCAGUCGCCGUCCCCGAAUACCGUCAUGAACUGUGAUGGUAAAUUGAGCAGGCCAAGUUCUGUGUAUGACCAAGUUACUAGCAGUACUCCUCCUUGUAGCAGUCCCAGUUUUGAAAAUGUAACUGCAGCACGAUAUGCAUAUCUUCCAUCAUCGUCCAAUUAUACCUAUCAAGAUUCAGACAUUAAUACUCCAAAUGUAACCACGAGUUACACUGACCACAUACCAGUCCUUAACUCGAAGACUGAAUUGGUGGAAGGGCAAGAUAUACGAUUGUCUGCAAGUGUUUUUCAAAAUGUGAAAAAUUGCUCAACUGAAGAAAUUGACGAUGUGAAGGAGUCCAGGAAGAAAACAAAGAAAAAAAGUGUUACCUUUUGUGACCAAGUCAUUUUGGUUGCCACGGCUGAAGAUGACGUGGAUGACAGCUACAUUCCCAACCCAAUACUGGAGCGUGUUCUUCGCUCUGCUUUCCCUCAGAAGCAGGGAAAAGGGACGGAGAGCAGGAGCAAUCAGCAGGGGAGAGCGUUCUGCCAGCAGACGGUGCCGUUGAACACGGAGCCCAACUCUCAGCUCGUGCAGAGAAGAAGUUUAGCUCUGCUCCAGCACCCUCCACACCUCCAGAGCUCAAAUCCUGGCCAGCAGCCUCCUCCGACAGUUCCUCACCAGUUGCCACAACAGACAAACAGCACAGGUCCUCACAUAACUUCCCAUCAGCAGCCCACGUCUUCCAAUCAGUCACGUGUUCACCAGCAUCACAGCACUUACGCACAACAGCAGCAGCAGCAGCCUUCCAUCACAAAUCAUAACCACUUGCAACAUAUGGUCACGAACCAGAGCUACUUACAACCUUCUGUCGCGUAUCAGAACCCCCAACAUCCUUCUGUCGUGAAUCAGAACCCCCAACAUCCUUCUGUCGUGAAUCAGAAUCACCAACAGCCUUCCGUCGUGAAUCACAACCAUCCGCAACCCCCCAUCACAAACCACUCGCACAUGCAAGCUUCCGUCGCACAUCACGCGUCCCUCCAACCACAGUCCCAGAGCACGACUUCGAUUCAUCACGCCCAGCUGCAUUCGCAAGCGCACUCUCCGAACUACCAGCACGCUCAGCACCACCAGCAGAUGAUGUCCCAAAACUACUCACAGGUUCAGCAGCAUCCUCAAGUGGAGUACUCCACGCAUCCGCAUGCGCAGAUGUCCAUGCACACGCAGCAGCAAGGGAUAGCUGCGAGUCACCCACAUGCACCGCAGCAGUUGCACGGCUACCAACAGCAGCAGCAGCAGCAGUCUUGCCAGCCUCACGCACAGCAACAGACUCACGGCUACAUGCAGCAACAACCUCCCGGAUACAUGCAGCAACAGCAGCAGGUGACAGUAGGUGGCCAUCUUUAUGCACAGCAACAACAGCCGCACAGCUACUCACAGCAGCAGCAGCACACGGCGCCUGUCAGCUACCAACACGCUCAGCAGCAGCCUCACGCGAACGCACAGCAGUCACAGAAUCCCGGCCCGGGUCGGCCGUACCUGCAGCCGGAUCCUUCGAGCCACCAGCAGUCCCCGGGAGAGCCCGCGAGCUACCUCCAAGCCUCCCAGAAGCCCGGCGCGGGAGCCCACCUCGACGAGCACCUGCCCAGGUACCAGCCCCCUCCCCCGGCCGCGCGCCAGCCGCACUGGCAGCAGAGGCUCGCGCCGGCCGCGCCCCCCUACCAGAGGCCUCCGCCCCCGAGGCCCCUCAAGGCCGCGGCGAAGAAGUGCGAGCUGUGCCGCACCAAGCUGGUGACCCCUCCGUGGACGUACUGCCCCGACUGCGACUUCUACAUGAUGAAGUUCCGCCCGAAGAACCAGCGGACAGAGGGUCUGUGCGGGAGGGACGCAAACCAGUAGCGCCGCGCCCUGAAGUAUUUCCACUUGUGAACACUAGGUGGUUGCUGAAAUACUUGAGCUCGUAAACUGUACCUAGGUAUUUUGGUUUGACAUUCAGCUUGCAGUCGGCUCUCGGAAGGAAAUGUUUUUUGUGAUUCCUAAAACCUAACAGUAUGUAUGACACACCUUUAAAAGUUAAUAGAAAGAAAAACUACUACUCUGGGUUACAAUGUCGGUAAACCAGGCUUGUAUAAAAUGGUCACAUGUACAAGGACGAUGUCAGUUUAUGUUUGUGUAAAUUUUAGACAUGUUUAAGUGAACAUUGUUACUUAAUGCCUAUUUAUGGUCAUUUAAUUUAAGUGUAUAGUUUCACCAUUUUCAAGCAUUUCAGUGUUACAAAUUUUAAUUAUUAAUUUUAUUUAUGAGUUGCAUCAAUCUAAACCUAAAGGCUAAGCUACUUAAGUCAAGGAAAGUUGAAAGUGUAACAGUGAGAUCUUCCAGUAUGAUUAAAAUAAAAAUAAAUUACACAAGUUUUCACAGGGUCAGAGAAAAUGUGAUUUUUAAGUCUGUAUUAGUUUACCAAACGGGAAAAAAAUACUUCAAUUAAAAUAAUAUUUAAGGACACUAUAAGUUUUUAAUUUGAAACUUAAUUGCUCAAAAAGUAAACUCUAUAAUUUUGGCUUUCGGUAUUUCUUUUUUUUUACAUAUCCUCUACAACACAAUCUUCAUGCACUAGUGCAUUUGUAAGGUGUUAUUUUUGUGUACUGCUUUAAAAAAAAAAAAUUGGUUUGAAUAUUUUUUUAAAAAAUUUAUUGAUAUAUGGAGUUUUGGUGUCUGCAGAUGCUCUACUGUUUUUAUCAUUAAGUAAUGUAUUACAUUCUUUAUAUCUCACUGUAAAAUUGUAAAUAUGUGCAUAUUGAAAGUUUUCCACAGCAUUUAAGUUCAAUAAUUGUUACUUAAACUGUUUCCACACAUUGGGGACAUAAUGAGGUAAAAUAUGUCCAUAAAAUUUUUGCACAAAUUGUUUCCAAACAUGAGAUUGUAUAUAAAUAUAUAUUUUUUCAAAAGCAGAAAUGAAUUAAGGUUGUGAAUACUGUAUUAACAUAGUAGACCUGUUGGAUGAUGUUGCAUUUUGAAUGUUUGUUAUUUAAACAUUUAAACUGUUUUCACACGUUGGGGACAGUGGAACAUACGUCCACAGUAUUUUUUCAUCAAUCAUACCCAAUCAUAAGUGAAUGCUAAACAUAUAGUAUAUUUUUUCACAAGGCAAGAGUUGAAUUUUUGUUGUGAAUAUGUUGACUUGUUAGGUAUGAAUAACUAGUUAAGUAUGUGCAAGUGACAAAUAAAUUUUAUAUUGCGUGUUGACUUUGUUAAGGCUUGUGGCCAACCCUUAGCUGUAAGUUUUUCCUGACAGCCUUAACAGUUAGCGGACUCACCGCCUAGGCAAUAAACUGUCAGUUCAAGUACCUGAAUUCAAGUUCCGUAGCUUGCAGACAAUAAUGUCAUCUAAAUGUAGUUUUUUGUACUAAAUGGAAGUUGAUCUCAUUAAUUGUAGAUAUAUAUAUAUUUUUUUUAUGUGUUAUAAUUUUAUUUUGUGUGUUUAGGUGUUUUAGGUGAUCUGAAGAAUCUUCUUGAAAACCCUAAAUUAAUUUUUUUUUCAAGUACAGAUUGUUCUUACAGUUUCACAGCUUAUGAUUAAGGUUGUAAUAUAUAUAUUUUUUAAAGUGGAAAUACACUGUAAAACAAUAUGUUGUCUCAUAUUACUAUGUAGUUUUAUCCCUCAACUACCCCAAAUGGUGUGUGAUUGAAUAUUAUAGCAAAAAUGGUCCAUUUAGCAUAGUAAUAACUCAGUAUUAUCCACCUUAUCCACUCCAAUACCUAUGACUGAUAGUGAAUGUGAACAUCCACAGUACUAGUCACCUUAUCUUUACAAAGUAUUUUUUUUAAAGGCCACACAACUUAAAUACUACCUACUGUUGAACCCUAUGGAGCAAGGUUAUGUAGUGGUAACACACUGGACUUAUAUUACAGAGGACCUGUGUUGGUCUGUACACCUCCUUAAUUUCAUUUGAAAGUCCUUAAUUUGAUUUUCAUUCCUUAAAUUUCACCAUGGAUCCUAUAAAACUCCCUGAAAAACAUUCCAUCGCAUAAAAAUUAAAAUCAAUUAAAAAUACAUAGUAUUUAUUGUGUGUAUACUUUUAAUAGGUAUUUCAUUUUGAACUCCAGCAGAAAAGCAGUGUCUCAUUGGCAUUUAGCUCUGUACAUUCUCUUUGUGCCUGCAUUUCUUGUGAUAAUAAUGAAACAGAAGACUCUUUUUGUGAAAGUAAUAAUAGUUUCACUUGUGGUAAACUACGAGUAAAAAAUCAAACUAUUGAUAUUAAUUAAUAGCCAAAGAUGCUUAAAUGAUGUAGAAGCUCCUUACAAACUCCUUAAUUUUUAUUAAUGUGAAAAGGUACGUACUUGUUUCGUGGCUCGUGGCCCGGCCAGCCUGAUAUUGGUUUUCUAUUGUUUCCUGUGGUCACUUGAGGCCAAUUCUGGGGUGGUUCGAAACUUCAGGCUGGGGUAGCUUUCCUCCCACAGAAGCCUUGCGUGUUGUUGAGUUUCGCAGUCCAUAGAUCUGUGAUGAAACAUGAAGCCCAAUUUAAAGUAAAAAAAAAAAUUGGUUGUCUGUAAAGUCGGUUUACGGACGAUAGUUUAACGUGACAGCGUCAUAACAAAAC
Messenger RNA from Bacillus rossius redtenbacheri, 9263 nucleotides. RefSeq lists its product as uncharacterized. NCBI's taxonomy places the organism in Eukaryota, Metazoa, Arthropoda, Insecta, Phasmatodea, Bacillidae. The record is from RefSeq and is a predicted model, not a curated record. Bases 832 to 6564 code for a protein of 1910 amino acids. The transcript has 10 exons. Gene Ontology annotation, molecular function: cysteine-type deubiquitinase activity. Gene Ontology annotation, biological process: protein deubiquitination.